GGGGUGUGAAGUAGCUUUCUGUGGAAGCGCAUUUUUCAGUUUAGCACUGGUUUUUGAAGGGAACGCUUUCUGUGUCGGUUGAAGAUGGAGGAAAUAACAGAAGGGGUGGCUGAUAUGAGCGUGUAUGAUGCGCACAAGAAGAACCGGAUUCAAGUUUCGAACACCAAGAAACCAUUAUUCUUUUAUGUCAACCUUGCGAAGAGAUAUAUGCAACAGCAUGAAGAAGUGGAAUUGUCAGCCUUGGGAAUGGCAAUUGCUACGGUGGUCACGGUGGCUGAGAUACUAAAGAACAACGGUUUGGCAAUCGAGAAGAGAAUUCUAACCUCAACGGUGGACAUGAAAGAUGAGACCAGGGGUCGGCCCAUUCAAAAAGCUAAGGUCGAGAUUAUUCUGGGAAAGUCGGAACACUUCGAUGAGUUGAUGGCCGCUGCAGCAGAAGAGCGAGAGUUAGCUCCUGAGGAGGAUCAGGUUGGCCCCUGACGUAGACUUCCCUGUAGUUAGGUGUAGAGUAGACAGUGGCUCACAUCUCCCUCCAUACAUUGUACAUGUCGAUUUUGACAGCUUCAAAGUUCAAUGAAAUCUUUGAUGCCCUUGAGCACAUCGGACAAUUUUGCCAGGGUGAUUAUACGA
Molecule: messenger RNA, 630 nt
Organism: Physcomitrium patens
Lineage: Eukaryota; Viridiplantae; Streptophyta; Bryopsida; Funariales; Funariaceae
Source: RefSeq, a predicted model, not a curated record